AGUAACAUUAACCAUUAUGUUUAAUCAUUCAUUUUGUUUAUGGUUUGAAAUCUUGCAGUAUGAGCUGCCAAGCUUUUCAAAUGCAGAUCAGGGCUGGACUACUAGUGUUCGGAACCGACGUUUUCGAGCGAAAAUACUGGAAGGCAUCGCAUAUCAAAGGAAAAUUUCAGGGCAAAGUUCAUAGGAUGUUGCAGAAUACACAUGAUCAAUCACAGACCUUUCUCCAGUACAUGGCUUUUAAUGGGGAUGGGACCCUAUGGCCCUUCUUUUGGUUUGGACCUGCAUGUGCAGCCAUGUUCAUUGUGACGAUUUCGUAUCAAUCUUGCUCUUGUUUCGCAAAUUUUCUUACGAGAUUACACCCAAACUCCCAACCAGAAAACUAAUGUGGCGGCCUGCUGCAGGCUACAUCUUCAGCAUGCCUAUCAAACCGGUCAUCUCGACGACGACAUCCCACAUUGAGGCUAACCUCUGCUAGCCAGACUGCCAGAAUUGAAAUGCUUGUUUCUCGGUUCGUGCAGCAGCUGGCGAUCGAGAUCGUAAGUCGAGGGUAAGGGGAAUAUGGCUAUGGUUAUGGUUAUAACAAAGUAAAAGUAGCAGUUUUCAAGUAGUUAGGAGUGAUCUGCCUUACUAUGUUGUCUUCUUCACAAGAAGACUUGGGGACAAGAGUAACAUGGCCUUCCAUGUGCUAAACACAAGGACUAGUCCCUAUCAAACUCUCAAAACAAUAUCCCUUUUACUGCUUUGACUCAGCGAGUCACCCGCAUUCGGAUACGAACCAUACACCCAUCGUCCCGUUAUUUCUAGUUUAACAUAGUAUUAGAACAAAAGCGAAUCCUUGUGAUAUCAAUUCUUUUUUCCAUUGAUAUUGUUCGCCCAUGUUCGAUGUCGUGAAUCGAUGCCAUGGACCGAACUAAUAUUUGAGUCAGCAUGUCAAAAGAAGAGGUUCUUUUUUGGUCGAUUUAGGUAUUUUUACCAACUGUUUGUC
Molecule: messenger RNA, 985 nt
Organism: Cucurbita moschata (crookneck pumpkin)
Lineage: Eukaryota; Viridiplantae; Streptophyta; Magnoliopsida; Cucurbitales; Cucurbitaceae
Exons: 4
Coding region: 60-383 (107 amino acids)
Source: RefSeq, a predicted model, not a curated record